AGCUCACUCUCCUCCAUCAUUAUCCGCCAUGUUGCAUGCAGUUCGGAGGUGUGCGGGGCAGGCCUUGAAGGCCUCAAAACCGGCACUUAUUCAACAAACCGCAACUAAAACAGCUCUCAGGUCACUCCCAGCAACAUUCUGUGCAAGGAGACAUUAUGCUGCAGAAAAAGCACAGGCAGCUGCACAGCCAGCAGUGGGAAAAGUGGUUGCAGUCAUUGGUGCUGUUGUAGAUGUACAGUUUGAGGACAAUUUACCACCUAUGCUUAAUGCUCUUGAAGUAGUAGGUAGACAGCCAAGGCUUGUACUUGAAGUGGCACAACAUUUAGGUGAAAGUGUAUGUAGGACAAUUGCUAUGGAUGGUACAGAAGGUCUUGUCCGUGGAAAUAGCGUUACUGACACAGGUUCUCCUAUUAAAAUACCAGUGGGACCAGAAACCCUAGGAAGAAUUAUAAAUGUUAUUGGUGAACCAAUUGAUGAAAGGGGUCCAAUACCGACAGACAGGAGGUCUGGCAUCCAUCAAGAAGCACCAGAGUUUGUUGAAAUGAAAGUAGAACAGGAAAUUUUAGAGACUGGCAUAAAAGUGGUGGAUUUAUUGGCUCCUUACUGCAAGGGAGGUAAAAUUGGACUUUUUGGUGGUGCUGGUGUAGGAAAAACUGUACUGAUUAUGGAACUGAUCAACAACGUUGCCAAAGCCCAUGGUGGUUACUCUGUAUUUGCUGGUGUUGGUGAGCGUACUCGUGAAGGCAAUGAUCUCUAUCAUGAAAUGAUUGAAUCUGGUGUCAUCGACCUUAAAGGAGAUGGAUCCAAAGUAUCUCUAGUAUACGGUCAAAUGAAUGAGCCCCCAGGUGCCCGUGCUCGGGUUGCAUUGACCGGACUUACAGUUGCUGAAUAUUUCCGUGAUCAAGAGGGACAGGAUGUACUACUUUUCAUUGAUAAUAUCUUCAGGUUUACUCAGGCUGGUUCAGAGGUAUCUGCUCUGUUGGGUCGUAUCCCAUCUGCUGUAGGUUAUCAACCAACUUUAGCUACAGACAUGGGUACUAUGCAGGAAAGAAUUACCACAACAAAGAAAGGAUCAAUUACUUCAGUACAGGCUAUUUAUGUACCUGCUGAUGAUUUAACAGAUCCAGCUCCUGCCACCACAUUUGCUCAUUUGGAUGCUACUACUGUACUGUCUCGUGGUAUUGCAGAGUUGGGCAUCUAUCCUGCUGUAGAUCCUCUAGAUUCCACAUCGCGUAUCAUGGAUCCAAAUAUUGUAGGAAAUAAUCAUUAUGAAAUUGCCCGUGGUGUACAAAAGAUUCUACAGGACCACAAAUCAUUACAAGAUAUCAUUGCUAUUCUUGGUAUGGAUGAGUUGUCAGAAGAAGAUAAAUUAACUGUUGCAAGAGCACGUAAAAUUGAAAAAUUCUUAUCACAGCCUUUCCAAGUCGCAGAAGUCUUCACUGGGUCACCAGGCAAACUUGUGCCCCUCUCUGAAACAAUUGAAGGAUUCACACAGAUUCUCAAAGGCGAACUUGAUCACCUUCCCGAAAUUGCCUUCUACAUGGUGGGUAAUAUCGACGAAGUGAAAGCCAAGGCAGUAAGAUUGGCUGAAGAAUUGUAAUUUUGAUGUUUAACUGAAUGUUUUUGUAGGGAAUUGUUGUAAUUAACCUGUCCACCCUUGCUUUGCCUAAAGAAAUAAUAUUUGUGUGUUUUCAGGCAAUUUCGGACUUUGGAGGAGUUUGUUUAUUGGCGUGUCAGAUUGAGAUGAGAUUUUGAAGUAUGUUUAACAUCUUUUGAAAACGUGUGUAAAAGUAGUUUUCAAAAUAAAAAUCUCAGUAAACAAUUUUA
This is a messenger RNA of Saccoglossus kowalevskii, 1827 nucleotides long. It is a transcript of the gene ATP5B, whose product is annotated as ATP synthase, H+ transporting, mitochondrial F1 complex, beta polypeptide. Lineage: Eukaryota; Metazoa; Hemichordata; Enteropneusta; Harrimaniidae. Gene Ontology annotation, biological process: proton transmembrane transport; proton motive force-driven mitochondrial ATP synthesis. Gene Ontology annotation, cellular component: proton-transporting ATP synthase complex. The record is from RefSeq and is marked validated. Gene Ontology annotation, molecular function: proton-transporting ATP synthase activity, rotational mechanism; ATP binding; ATP hydrolysis activity.